Messenger RNA from Ramularia collo-cygni, 1248 nucleotides. RefSeq names its product related to membrane-spanning ATPase. The transcript has 2 exons. The coding region runs from base 1 to 1248 and encodes 415 amino acids. Gene Ontology annotation, molecular function: ATP hydrolysis activity; ATP binding. Lineage: Eukaryota; Fungi; Ascomycota; Dothideomycetes; Mycosphaerellales; Mycosphaerellaceae. Gene Ontology annotation, cellular component: mitochondrial outer membrane. The record is from RefSeq and is a predicted model, not a curated record.
AUGGGUGUCUUUGAGCGCAAACACGGGCAAUGGGUAGCAGACCUUGCCAUUGUCAUCGCCGCCCCCGUCCUUGCCUACUUCCUCGCGCGACAACUCAUAUCUCGACUUGAUCCGGAUGCUGGUGCCAAAAGUGAAGCCCAACAGAAAGCACUCGCCGCCACCUCCCGCCUCCAAUCAAUCUUCCAGUCCCCCGAUCGCGACGAUGACUUUUCCGACGACUCCGAUGCCGACGAAUUCCCUACGGAACGCACCAAACACCGCGAAGACCUGACGUUGACACCCUACGAACAGACGAUCGCCAUGGAAGUUGUAUCGCCAGCCGAGAUACCCGUCACUUUUCACGAUAUCGGAGGACUGGACUCGAUUAUUGAGGAGCUGCGGGAAUCCGUCAUCUACCCUCUCACUAUGCCACAUUUAUACUCCAAUCACUCUUCUCUUCUGACUGCACCUAGCGGCGUGUUGCUCUAUGGGCCUCCGGGCUGUGGAAAGACGAUGCUUGCGAAAGCACUGGCAAGAGAAAGUGGCGCAUGCUUCAUCAACCUACACAUCUCAACACUCACAGAGAAGUGGUAUGGCGAUAGCAAUAAGCUCGUCGCAGCCGUGUUCUCACUUGCAAGAAAGCUUCAGCCGAGCAUUGUGUUCAUCGAUGAGAUUGAUGCUGUACUGGGCCAGCGGAGAAGUGGAGAGCACGAGGCGAGCGGCAUGGUAAAGGCAGAGUUCAUGACACAUUGGGACGGGCUAGCGAGUGCGACCGUGGGAGAGGGUGGUCAGAGGAUAUGCAUUCUUGGAGCUACGAACCGGAUUCAGGACAUCGACGAGGCGAUUCUCCGAAGAAUGCCAAAGAAGUUUCCCGUUGGAUUACCAGAUUCCAAGCAGAGGAGGAGCAUCUUUGAACUCACCCUCAGAGAUACGAAGAUAGAUGCGAGACCUGGCAGCUUUGAUUUGGAUGCAUUAGUGAGGGUCAGUGCAGGUAUGAGUGGAAGUGAUAUCAAAGAGAGUUGCAGGGAUGCUGCCAUGGUGCCCGUGAGGGAGUAUAUCCAGCGGGCAAAGGCUAGCGGAGAGAAGAUGGGACGUGGUAUCAAGAGUGAGGCUGUACGAGGAUUGCAGACGGAUGACUUCUUUGGAAGGAGAGGUGGCGUGAGACAACUACAGAGAACAGUACAUGAGGCUGAUGAGCGGAGCGUGGGAAGUGGAAGUACGGAGGAGGUGGAGGAGUUUGGCGRUGUCGAGGAAGUGCCGAGGAGGUGA